Molecule: messenger RNA, 1953 nt
Organism: Enterobius vermicularis (human pinworm)
Lineage: Eukaryota; Metazoa; Nematoda; Chromadorea; Rhabditida; Oxyuridae
Source: the annotation of a GenBank genome assembly
AUGUCAUUGGGCGGAGACAAUUUUUUAGAUGCUGCUGCGUCUUUUCUUGGUGAUAACAGCAAAUUUCCAGGAGCCGGAUUAUUUAAUUACAACAGAGAAAAUGCAAAAAAACUUGCUGCCGUAGUCGAUGACUUAUCAAAGUCUAAGAGUCUUAUUCAUAAAACGUUUAUUCAAGUUUAUUUUCUACUAAUUUUCUUAUAUAGCAUGAUAUACUGUUCCGGUGACCUCUUGGCGGCAGUCAAUAUUCACAGUCUUUACACUGAUUCAAAAACUUUUGUGGAUAAGCCAUUAAAAGAUGACCCAGCUGUUGUCUACAGAGCUUUCAAACAACAGUUUUCUGGUACCCCAUUGUACGAUAUCGAUCGUGGUGAACUACGGGAUUUUGUGGACAAGUAUUUUGAAGAACCUGGCACCGAGUUGGAGCCCUGUAAUCUGACAGACUGGCAAAAAGAACCGCCAAUGAUAAUGAAAAUUCGCGAUCCGACUCUUAGACAGUGGGCGCUAGAACUCAAUGGAAUAUGGAAGAAACUUUGUCGCAAAAUGAAACCAGUAAAUCCAGAAAGGAAUUCUUUAAUUUAUGUCCCAAAUGAAUUUAUUGCUCCCGGUGGUCGUUUUCGUGAGUUCUUUUAUUGGGAUACAUACUGGAUAAUCAAGGGACUUUUGAUUUCUGGAAUGUACAACACAACAAAGUAUGGAUUCAUUCCAAAUGGUGGGAGGAUUUAUUUUUUGAAAAGAUCACAACCUCCGAUGUUUGCACCAAUGGUGUAUCAGUAUUACCAAUAUACUCAUGAUAAAGUUUUUUUGAAAAAAAUGUUGCCAACACUUGAGAAAGAGCUAAAUUUCUGGCGGAAAAGACGAGUCAUCAAUGUUACUUUGCCUGGUAGCAGUUAUACUUAUCGAAUGUAUCAUUACCGUACUGAAAGUAAUGUACCUAGACCAGAAUCUUAUAGAGAGGAUCUUACCUUAGCCACAAAAGUUGACAAGAAUAAAAGGCUACAACUUUAUCAGGAUAUAGCGUCAGCUGCCGAGUCUGGGUGGGAUUUCAGUACUCGCUGGUUUUCUGACAGAAAAACGCUGGGAACCAUUAAGACAACAAAAAUAGUACCAGUUGACCUGAAUGCUUAUCUUUGUUGGGACUUGGGAAUGAUGGAGUAUUUUUAUCGAGAAUAUGGUAACUUUACAAGAGCGCGAGAAAUGGGUAUAGAAAAGGCUAAGAUAAGGUUUGCAAUACAAAAUGUGUUUUAUAAUGAUACACUGGGAGCUUGGUUUGACUACGACACAGAAAAAAAAGCCCACAACCCAAACUUUUACCCGUCUGUUGUGAUGCCUCUGUUUGCAACAUGCUACCAAGAGAUGGAUUUAGCGAAGCCGCAACGGGUUUACGAUUACAUGGAAAAGGCUGGAGCAUUUAACUAUCCUGGUGGUAUACCAACCAGUCUGGUGAAAGAAACUAACGAACAGUGGGAUUUCCCAAACGGUUUUCCUCCAUUACAACAUUUGAUCAUCGAGGGGAUGCGCAAGUCGAAUAAUGCGCAGACUCAGCAACAGGUAAACAUUAAGCAAUACGAGCAAAUUACUCUUCAUUUAGAAAAAAUCGUGAGUUUUAGAAAUGCUGAUUUGCAGGCGUUUGAAAUAGCUCGUCGUUGGGUGGAAUGGAACUACAGAGUCUACAAGGAGACUGGAGCGAUGUGGGAAAAAUACAACGUCAGCGGAACAGUUCCACAACCAGGCGAGGGAGGAGAGUAUGGAGUGCAAGAUGGUUUUGGUUGGACUAAUGGAGUGAUAUUGGACCUCUUGACGUCAUACUCUAAUAUGAUGACCCUCCCGGAAGAAAUAACUACGACUGAAAACGGAUCUUUUACUAAAACUGCAGCUGUAUUUUCAGUUAGCUACAGCUUACUCUGCAGCAUUUCUUUACUUUUAUUGUUACAUCAGCUGUUCAAUCUUGUAUAA